GUUGAAAUCGGGCUUUCAUGGUGUUUGGAUGUGUUUUUCUCGCGUUUGUUUUUUGUUUUUAAUUCAAGCUAAAUUUCACCAGCAAAAACACUACGAAAUAAUUAUGUUAGUGGAAAAAUGUGCUGUAGUCUGAGCUAGUGAUAAAGAUUGUGGUACGUAAGACGGUUAAAGUGCAGUGAAAAAGUAUGAAAAUGACGGAGAGGAAAUUCACGAAGGGGCUCAAUAAGCCGGGAAUGGCUCUCAAACUUCGCGAGACUGUUUGUCAAGUUGUGCGCGAAAGUUCUGUUUUGAACAAACCAGUACUUGUGGAGCCGAUAGACUUUGAGAGUUUCAUGGUGAAGAAUAAGACAUUAAUUCAAAAUGAUCCUCAGCGUGAACUGCUUCUUUAUCCAAAUGACGAUGUAUCGGAAAUUAUUCAACCAAGAAAUUAUCGUACUGUGACUAGUGGAAUUCCAGAAGUGAUAAAUCACGAAAAUGGCUCAAUUGAGGCAUCUUCGUCAUGUCAGAAAUCACCAAAGACUGAGAAUGUCAAUGGGAAUUCGCCGAGGAGUGAGCAGGGAAGUUCUUGUCAGCCACCAUUGCUCACCAGGCAGGCAAUUCGCACCUACAAAUCGGACAAUAGGCUCAUUCAGUACAAAUACAGCAGCUACGGUGGCUUAUCUCAAGACUUACCAAGGCAAAUAUCCGUGGCGGAUGAAUUUAGAGAGGAAGUGUACGAGGUCGAUGCCGAUUUGGACAGAAUUGACGAACAGAUGACACGCUCUCAGGCCGAUACGAUAACAAAACAGGGUUAUUUACUCAAAGGACCAGACUCAACGUCUGAUCGGAUGUUUGCACACAUUGGAGCUAAGUCCUUCAAAAAGAGAUAUUGCUAUUUGCGUCAGGAAGUGGAUGGCACGUAUAUUCUUGAGGUGCACAAAGAUGAGCGUCAGGGUGAGGCUAAGACAACAAUUGUCAUGGAUUUUUGCACGGAAGUCGUUCAAAAUCCCAAACGUGGGCGAUUGUGCUUUGAACUGAGAAUGACAGCGGGGCAUAAAUCAUUUACAUUUGCAGCGGAAAAUGAGAAUGAUUUGCAAGAUUGGCUCACGAAACUCCAGUCAAUUCUGCAGCAGAAUAAACUGCAGGAGGACAAGAGGGCAGCAUCACUCGAAAGAGCACCUCCGGAGAGUCCCCAGACAACAGCCUUUGGGACACUCAAAGGUCUGGAACAGAGUAUGAAUCCGCAAUUGAUAAAAUACAGCCGAGAAACGGACAUGUCGAUAGCUCAGGCGAGAAAGGAAGGGCGGAAGAGGUUGUUUGCCAGCUAUCAACUUCCCAGUCAUGUUAGCAAAAUAUCAAAUCAGCCCGAGACUUGCGAACCAUACAAGGAACAAUUUGGCCAGAGAAUUCUUCUCAAGUGUGAAAGUCUCAAAUUUCGCCUUCAAGCACCGACUGAGGAUGGCGAAGGGGCCAAUCAAGUGGAACCAUACAUUACCAGUCUGGCGCUGUAUGAUGCCAAAGCGGGUCGAAAACUGACUGAGAACUUCUACUUUGACCUCAAUCACGAAAACAUUCGUGAUGUGAUGCAAUUGGGUGGGCAACAGAGGAAAAGCUCGGGUACUGAGGGUGUUGGUACUUUGAAUGGGUCAAUGAAACAUCAUGGGGAAGUGGAUGGGGUUGGUGAUGUGUUGCAUAAAGUGCCAUCUGAGUGGUUUCAGUAUCCACGUGAGGCAAUUCUCAGUGUGACAUCGGCAAAUCCAGACAUUUUUCUUGUGGUGAAAAUCGACAAAAUUCUCCAAGGUGGCAUUAAUCAGUCCACUGAGCCGUAUCUAAAGGCCAAUAGGGAUCCAAAGGUGGGCACAAAGGUGCAAAGGAGUGUGAGGGCAUAUAGUCAGAAGAUUGGACACUUCCGAAUGCCAUUUGCAUGGGCAGCUAGGCCACUCUUUCGGCUCUACAGCAGUGAUCUCGAUGUUGCCAUUGACUUUCCUGCCAUUUAUCGUCAGGAGGGUAAUAAGUUGAGAGAUGAGGAACUUCUGAAACUCUUGGCGGAGUACAGGAAACCGGACAAAUUCAGCAAAUUAACUGUGAUACCGGGAUGGUUAAAAAUUCACAUUGAACCCAUCACAGAGUUACCAAAUAAUUGUCUCUCGACAACUUUGGCACCUUUAAAACCCUUCCCUUUGCCACCCACCAAGGAACUGACUUUGGAAAUAAGUGAAUUCUUUGGAGCUAGUGAGAGAGAUGCUCAUCCGUUUGCCAAUUUUCAGAAUCAUCUCUUUGUCUAUCCCCUUACCCUCAAUUUUGACAGUCAGAAACUCUUUUCGCGUGCCAGGAACAUUGCAGUUCUCAUUGAGCUCAGAGAUAGUGAUGCUGAAGGCGCCAAAGGACUUCCCUGCAUUUACGGACGUCCUGGACAGGGUAGAUUUGUCACUCAGGUCUCCUGUCCAGUUCUCCAUCACAACACAUGCCCUUCGUGGUAUGAAGAGGUCAAACUUAAGCUUCCUCUUCACAUUACAUCACAGCACCAUAUUCUCUUUUCCUUCGUUCACGUUUCGUGUGAUUUGGGCAAGAAGAAAGAGAAUAAUUCCUUCGAGACGCCCGUAGGAUAUGCCUGGCUGCCACUUCUGUCCAAAGGAAAGAUCAAUGUGGAAGAACAGAUCAUUCCUGUGGCUGCAACUCUUCCUACAGGAUACCUAGCCAUUCAGCCACUCGGCCUCGGAAAGGGGCAGAAUGCCGGUCCUGAGAUCCAAUGGAUCGACAAUCAACGGCCACUUUUUGCCGUGACAUUCCGUCUGGAUUCGACUGUCCUGACGACAGAUCAGCAUUUGCACAAUCUCUUUGCUCAUGCUGAACGUCUGCUGGAACAGAUGAAACCAUCAGCUAUUCCGGCUGAAUCGGAAACCUGCAAGAUCCUCAAAGCUGCCCAUGCUAUUCAUGCCACGACUGUGAUAACAUUCCUGCCCACAAUUCUCAAUCAAUUAUUUGUGGUGCUAGUGAAUACGUCAAGUGAGGAAAUUGGGCUCAAUAUCAUUCGUUUGCUGGUAAAUUUGAUUCAUAUGGUGGCCGAGGAGGCUGGUAGGAAGGAAUUGCUGCUGGCAUAUGUGAAGUAUGUGUUUCAUGCACCGAGUUUUGGGGGAAAAUUGGUGUCUGGAGGAAGUCCAAAUGCCAAAAAUACAGUUCACUGUGAACUCUGUCGGCAUCUGCCAAAGUUACUGCAUCCAAAUAAUACGGAUUUUUUGAUUGUCAACAAAUUCAUGAGAUUUUCAGCAAUUUUCUUUGAUAUUAUUGUAAAAAGUAUGGCACAACAUCUUCUCAGCACUUCGAGGAUUAAGAUGCAGAGAAAUGAGAGAUUCCCAAAGGAAUUUAAUGCAACACUUGAGUCUCUGUUUCAAGUUCUCAUUCCUUAUAUCAUUUCUCGCCAUAAGGAUCUUGUAGCAGAAACUCAUGCUCUAAAUCGGAGUCUGUCGGUGUUUGUGAAGAAGUGUCUGACUUUUAUGGAUAGGGGAUUUGUUUUCAAGUUGAUUCGGUUGUAUAUGGAUAGAUUUUCACCAGGAGAUCCAAGGACAUUGCAAGAAUUUAAGUUUUCCUUCCUGCAAGAAGUGUGCUCGCAUGAACACUACGUUCCACUCAAUUUGCCAUUUAUUCUGAGUCCGAAGAACCGUCCGGAUAUCCUUCAACACUUCACACUGAGCGAGGAAUACUGCAGACAGCAUUUCCUGGCGGGAUUGUUGCUGCAGGAAGUGAAGUCUGCUCUCAAUGAAGUUGCCAAUACCAGGAGAAUGGCUCUGGGAACACUUAAGGAACUCCUGGCGAAGCAUGAUCUCGAUGACAGGUAUUCAGGGAAGGGACAGAUUAGCCGAAUAGCUAUGCUGUACAUUCCCUGGAUGGGAAUUAUCCUGGAGAAUCUCCAUAGGAUCGGAGAUGGAAGUGAAAAACCCUUUCCAGGGCACUUUAAGCAAGAUUCGAGAAUCUCAACAAGUAGCAGCUAUGUCUUCUCUCGGGAUUCCUCAGGGCUCAAUGGAAUCUCUGGAAAUUCCACAGCAAGUACUCCUAAGGCAAGAAAUCGCCUUACUCUCCAUGUGGAACAUCCCAGUCCAUUUAGGGCUUCCCUACAUCUCCGGGAUACGACAUAUUUUGCCGCAAUCGCUGGACAGAAUCUCACCAAUGGACAUUCAACAACUUCCCUGGAUUCAGAAUGUUCCAGCUUGUCCCAGGACACCACAGUGAUCCGCAAUGUCGAAAAUAGCAGUGAUUCGUCAUCCAAGAAAGGUCACAAUCGUUCAGUGUCCGUUACACAGCCAACAGCUCUUCCCAGAUGUGACAAAUUCACCCCGGCUGAAACAAAGGACAUGCUAAUCUGCUUCCUAUUCGUCGUAAAGCACAUUUCGCAGGAGCAAAUGACAACCUGGUGGCAGAAUUGCACAGAAACCGAAACCAUUGGAUUCUUCACGAUGCUAGAGAUGUGCCUGGUGCACUUUAAGUAUGUCGGCAAGAAGAAUAUUGUACUGCAGGAUCCUGUGAGGGAGGCAAGGAGUCAGAGGCUAGUCAAAGCUAGUACUCUUCCAGCCAGGAUGCAACCGCCAAAUGGAGAAGUUGUGAGUCAUGAAACGGGUACAAUGACCCACGGAAAUCGGGAGAAUCUCGUGGAGGAGACUGUGAGGAGUCAGCAGGCGCUCAUUGAGAGCAAUAUGGCUACGGAAGUUGGGAUGAUUGUGCUGGAUUGCAUGGGACUCUAUGCUGUUCAAUUUAGGAAUUCCGUCAUGGAUGGAGGAGUUCUUCCUAAACUUGCACAAGUUUAUCUCAGAUUCCUGCAACUAGGACAGUCUGAAGCGCUCAGCAUGCAUGUUUUCUCAGCCCUGAGGGCUUUCAUCAAUAACUUUUCUCCUGCUCUCUUCCGUGGAACCUCCUUAAUGUGUGGUCAGCUGGUGUAUGAACUCCUGAAAUGUUGUGACAGUCGCUUAGGAACAGUUAGACAGGAAUCUUGCGCUGUUCUCUAUUUGCUCAUGAGGAGCAAUUUUGAGUUUAGUGGCAGGAAAGCUCUCACUAGAGUUCACCUUCAGGUUAUCAUAUCAGUUUCCCAGAUGAUUGGGAAUGUUAUUGGGCUGAAUAAUGCUAGAUUCCAAGAAUCUCUCUCACUUAUCAAUAGCUAUGCAUCCAGUGAUAAAGCCAUGAAAGGUACUGGAUUUCCGCUUGAAGUUAAAGAUUUGACAAAGCGUGUGAGAACUGUUCUGAUGGCCACAGCUCAGAUGCAGGCGCAUCAGAUGGAUCCUGAGCGUUUGCUUGAGCUGCAACUUUCUCUGGCCAAUUCGUAUGCCUCAACGCCUGAAUUGAGACAUACGUGGCUGGUGACAAUGGCCAGGAAUCAUGAGCAGCAUGGGAAUAUUUCUGAAGCUGCUUGCUGCAAUCUUCACAUUGCUGCAUUAAUGGCGGAAUAUUUGAGGCUCAAGGGAAGUGGAUUUAUUUCCUAUGGAGCGGAGUCCUUUGCUAAGAUUUCACGGAAUAUUCCGAGGGAUGAGAGAGGACUUAAGUUGGACAGUGGAGCUCAAGAUUCUCAGUAUACUGAACAAAUGCUACUUGAUCAGUUGAAAGAGUGUGCUGAGUAUUUGGAUAGAGCGGAGAGAUUUGAAUGUCUCGGGGAACUCUAUCGUUUGAUCAUUCCAAUCCUCGAGAAUCGUCGUAAUUACUACGACCUCGCACAUAGCUAUGAACAUCUAGCUGCUGUCUACAAUAAGAUCAUUGAGGUCAAUAAAUCCGGAAGGAGACUUCUUGGGAGAUUUUAUCGUGUAGCUUUUUUCGGGCAGUUGUACUUUGAGGAUGACAAUGGAAUUGAGUAUGUGUACAAGGAGCCAAAAUUGACAUCACUCAGUGAAAUAUCUGAGAGACUACAUAAGCAGUACAAGGAUAAAUUUGGAUCAGACGUUGUUAAAAUGAUCAUGGAUUCAUGUCCGGUGGAUGCUAAUGAACUUGAUCCCAAAAUGGCUUAUAUCCAAGUUACCCACGUGAUUCCCUAUUUCUGCAAAGACGAAUUGGAUGAUCGUCAGAAUGAAUUUGAACAGAAUCACGAUGUGGAUACUUUUAUGUAUGAGACUCCUUUCACGAAAAAUGGUUCAGCUCGGGGAAAUGUUGAAGAUCAAUGGAAGAGACGAACCGUCCUGACAACGCAAUAUUCCUUCCCGUAUGUUUUGACGAGGAUUCCAGUGAAAAGUCGCCAGGUGACUGAACUAACUCCCAUCGAAGUGGCAGUGGAUGAAAUGCAGAAUCGUGUGGCAGAGUUGGAAGAAGUUGUUCUGCCUCCAAUUGAUCUCAAGAAGCUUCAGUUGAGACUUCAGGGAAGUGUAGCGGUUACAGUGAAUGCUGGACCUCUGGCUUAUGCUUCUGCCUUCCUGGAUCCAAAGACUAAUGAAAAGUAUCCCUAUGAGCGCGUUGAAGAUCUCAGGGAAGUUUAUAGGGACUUUAUGAGAGUAUGCUAUACAGCUCUGCAGAUAAAUGGACGUCUGAUUAUGUCGGAUCAGAAGGAUUAUCAUAAGGAAUUGGAGAGAAAUUAUCAGAAUCUCUGUUCAGCUCUUACAGAUCUCCUCGAUGAAUCCUUCUUUCCCUCAGACGAGACAAAUUCAGCCCAUCGCACAAGCUUAGCACUAUUUUCUGCCAUAAGUGGAGCUCCAAAUAAUUCGAGUUCUGCGUAAAUUUUCUUCACUUUUCCUAAAGAUUUUUCUUCAAAAGGAAAAUUUUACGAGUUUGAAACGAAAAACGCACACAUUCUAGCCAAUACACACUAAUCGAAUAUUAUUCCCGCCAUUAUGUGUCUAUGCUAAAAUUCAUCGUCAAAAUAGAAAAAUUUAUUCCAAAAGUAAAAAAAAAAUUAUGAUAAAUAAUCUAUUAAAAUAAUAAUAGCAAAAAUACGACACACUCUAGGUAGAUAAUGCGGUAAAGCUCAAAAAAAGGAGAGAUAGAGGACAAUUUUGGACGGUUUCUUUACUAAAAAAAGAAAAGAAUAUUUGUGUGUCUUUUUUACGGAUGAUCAAAUCCAUUUUAUACAAAUUUCUUACUGAGAUUUUAUACAAUCGGCAGUUUUAGGUAAAGAGAAAAAAAGUAAAUCGAUGGUAUAGAAAAAAAUUGUGUGUUAGAAAAAAUUCAACGAGAACAAAAAUAAUCUUACCCAAACUAGUCAAAGUUUUUAUCUAUCAAACUUCCUCCAUCCCUUUUUGUGUAUUGAUGGAUAUUUUUACGGAGAAUCUCUUCCAGGAAUUAAAUUCGUUGAUAAAGUGUAAUAUUGAAUUCUAUUGAAAAUAUUCUAAUUGCCAAUUUAUUUGUAAAUCGCAUACGGGAGAACGUAGAGACUAUUAUUUCAGUUGAAAGUCGCUGUUAAUCUCCAAGGAAUAUUAAUUCGAAAUAAAUAAAUGUUCAAAAA
Messenger RNA from Phlebotomus papatasi, 7387 nucleotides. RefSeq names its product dedicator of cytokinesis protein 9 (gene Ziz). The transcript is spliced from 16 exons. Gene Ontology annotation, molecular function: guanyl-nucleotide exchange factor activity. Lineage: Eukaryota; Metazoa; Arthropoda; Insecta; Diptera; Psychodidae. Gene Ontology annotation, biological process: positive regulation of GTPase activity; small GTPase-mediated signal transduction. The coding region runs from base 186 to 6662 and encodes 2158 amino acids. The record is from RefSeq and is a predicted model, not a curated record.